Molecule: messenger RNA, 1393 nt
Organism: Oryzias latipes (Japanese medaka)
Lineage: Eukaryota; Metazoa; Chordata; Actinopteri; Beloniformes; Adrianichthyidae
Source: RefSeq, a predicted model, not a curated record
AUGAUUGGCCACUCCUUCAUACAUGAAGGACCCUGCUUGUCUGGGCUCAGCCCCGCUGUUGUCCAUGUCCUGCUUGGUGGGAGCCCUGAAACGGCAACCGUUACACUGGAGGACUGCGCAGACCUGGACAUCAAAGAGAAAAUCGAGCUUCUUGAAGGGGACACUGCACUUUCUGAAGCUGAAAGAGCAAGGGUUCAGGAAUUGGCCUAUGCGUGGGACCUUCCUUGCUUGACGGAGAGCAAUAAAAAAUGGCUUUUUGAGAAGCUGUUGAUUCAUGCUGUAAUUGGACGUGUCACAAGGCAAAUUAAACAGCUGAGACGAGGGCUUAAAGAGACUCCAGUGUGGACAGUGCUUACCAAGCGACCUGAAACUGCAGCCUUGAUUUUUCCAAGUGAAAGAACAGGCGACAUUUGUCCUGAGAUAUUUCUUCAACGCAUCAGUUGGCCAAAGGAGGAGGAAGAUGAAGAUGAUGAUUGGUCUGCUGAAACCAAAAGCCGCAUUAAGGGGUAUCUUCAGGAGUUCAUUAAAAAUGGAACGGCAGUUGAAUUGAUGAAUUUAGCCAAAUUUUGGACUGGAUGGGAGAUUUUACCGAAGAGCCUGUCUGUGGAGAUCGUCAGAAGCAGCUAUCCCACAGCCUCCACCUGCUACGAGACCUUAAAAAUUCCAGGUCAUUACAGAGUCUACAGAUCUUUCAGAUGUGAUCUCCUUGCCUGUAUUCAGACUUGUCAUACAGGAUUUGGGCUCCUGUGAAUUCUUGGGUUUGUUUUAUGUUCAUAAAAAAAGGUUUUGUUAGACCAGGAAGUUUGUUGUGGCCUUGAAUGUCACGUGUUUUACUGUUUUUGUUAAAAAAAUAAAACAUUGAGAUUUUGCUCUCAAAUAAACCACUGAUGAAACUGAUCCCACUGGCCUCUUAACAGAUUUUUUUUCCUUUAUUGUGGAAAAAAAUGUUCACAAAACUUAACAGCUGCAAUGUAAACAUCAGAGCCAAAGGAGUCUGAUUCAGCUCUUGGGUCAACUGCACUUCUUAAAGCUGCCAUUUGUUCAUCUGUCAGUGGGCAGUUGAUGUUUGGUACAACGACGUCUGAAUGUUCCUGAUGAGGAAGUCCGCUCUCCUCCCACUCAAUAUGUGGAAUCUCCAUGCCCUGAGGUAUGCAAGCCACAGAAAUAAAUAAAUGGUAAAGAGCAAACAAACCAACAUCACAAAGUUAUCUAUAUAUUUGUAUAUACCUCCAUGUUCUCUGGUUCGGGAAUGGGAUGACGUGCACGACCCAGUACCCACAGCUGGUUAGGAGUAAUGUUACUCUCUGUUCUUAAAGGAUGAUUAUCCCAACCACUGCAGAAAGUGUCCAGGUCAUCCUGUAUACGUGGUAAAAAUACAUAGUGGCAGCAGAAG